CCAGCUCUCCUGGCUGGCUGGUCAUGGUUCUCAGAACAGAGCCCUGCUGGCUGCUGGUAUUAGUGUGUUAGUGCCAUGAGUACGAGGCAUGAGCCCCUUUCCUACAACCUGCCCCAUGCCCCGCCCACACCCUGCCCAUGCCCCGCCCACCAUGCCCUGCCCUCAGCCCAAACAGACCCGCCCAUGCCCACAGGAACCACCAACGGUCUCUGCUCCGCUCCACCUCUCUCUCUCUCUCUCUCUCUCAUGUACUUCUUCCCUUCAUCUCUCGCCCCCCUCUCUCUUCAUCCCUCCUCCCUCGCUCCUCUACUGCAGCAUGGGGGAGAUUCCCUGGCAUAGACAUUUUCCAGUUUUCCAUGUUAUUCAUUCAGCAGACGACUUUAUCCAAAGCGACAAAAAUAAAUAGCGUAUAGGAAGUCCAGCAGAAGAUGGAACAGUUUGUCACAGGGUCAGUGUAGCUCCAGGAGGCCUAACCUGUCCAUACCUGGCUGUCCACAUCCUGUGUCCACGUCAGCGUCCAGAAUUAUGUCAUUCAGCAAAGACUCUAUUUUGACGUCACUCACCGAGCACGUGAUUGGCUGUUAUUGUGACUGUGAGUCACUAUGUCAGAGCUUGAGCCUGUCUCCUCUCUGUCCUCCAGACCUCUAUUUCGAGGAAACUCAGAUGUGGACCAGCUGGGGAAGAUCUUUGAUCUGGUGGGGGUCCCCUCUAAUGAGGACUGGCCCCAGGAGGUGGCUCUGCCCCAGAGCGCCUUCUCUCCUCGAUCCUCUCAGCCAAUAGAAAGCCUGGUCCCGGACAUUGACGACCAGGGGAAGUCCCUGCUCAUGCAAUUCCUGGCGUUCAACCCUGCCCGGAGGAUCUCUGCCUUCUCUGCGCUGACCCACGCCUACUUCCAGGGAGUGGACAGUGAGAGCCAGAGUGUGUACGCUGCUCAGCCCCUCCUGAACAAGCCCCCCCUGGGGAAGAGGGCCACCUGACCGCCAGGGGGGAGAGGGG
Messenger RNA from Hypomesus transpacificus, 996 nucleotides. RefSeq names its product cyclin-dependent kinase 6 (gene cdk6). NCBI's taxonomy places the organism in Eukaryota, Metazoa, Chordata, Actinopteri, Osmeriformes, Osmeridae. Gene Ontology annotation, cellular component: cytoplasm; nucleus; cyclin-dependent protein kinase holoenzyme complex. The record is from RefSeq and is a predicted model, not a curated record. Gene Ontology annotation, biological process: signal transduction; protein phosphorylation; regulation of G2/M transition of mitotic cell cycle. The transcript is spliced from 3 exons. Gene Ontology annotation, molecular function: cyclin binding; cyclin-dependent protein serine/threonine kinase activity. The coding region runs from base 603 to 977 and encodes 124 amino acids.